CGUCAAAAACUAUCAUCAAAACUGUCAGACCAAAUGCAAAAUAGUGUAUGUGAUAAAUAUUUAUACGCACUAACAUGCGAACGAAUUGGUAUAGGCUUUGGUAUAGGUAUACGUGCCGUAUAUAAUCAUGUGUAAAUAAAAUUGCGCAUACACGCAACACGUAUACCUAUGAACGUUAUUAUCUUUUUCUCACUUUGCGAUAAGGUUAAUUUGAAACUCGUUAUAUAAUUAUUCAAGUGAAAAUUACUCAAUAAUUAUUAUUUAUAAUAUUAUAUUUUAACACAUAUGUAUGUUAUGAUUCCGCGAAGAUGUUCAAUAUGGACAUCAAUUCGUCGCUUUUCUUCUGAACAUCAAUUCAAAAAAUUCUCCGCCAAGGACAUUAAACUGCUUCAGGUAGUCAACAACUAUCAUAGCAAAAGAUAUAUUCAUAGUGAACGGUUAUUCGUUCCUUACAGUGUAAGAAUGACCUCGACGACGGUGAAAGGUGAACCUUCUGAAAGUAAAACCCAAAAUAAAUUGGCAUUUGAGAAGUCUCCUUACCUUUUGCAACAUGCAACAAAUCCUGUUCAUUGGUUUCCUUGGGGUGACGAGGCAAUCGAAAAGGCUCGGCGUGAAGACAAGCUUAUAUUUCUGUCAGUUGGAUAUUCCACCUGUCAUUGGUGCCAUGUCAUGGAGCGGGAAUCCUUUGAAAAUCCUGAAAUCGCGCGUGUUAUGAAUCAGUUUUUCGUCAAUGUGAAAGUUGAUCGUGAGGAGAGACCUGACAUUGACAAAAUAUAUAUGACUUUUAUUCAAGCUAUUUCUGGACACGGUGGAUGGCCAAUGAGCGUAUUUUUGACCCCCGAAUUGACCCCUGUUACAGGAGGAACCUAUUUUCCCCCUGUCGACAAGUAUGGUCAACCUGGUUUUAAAACUGUAUUGACGACUGUUGCACACAAAUGGAUUGAGAGCAGGAGUGAUGUAUUAAAUUCUGGCAACAGAAUCCUUGAAGUAUUGAAGCGAUCCGUUGGUGUGGAAAGUCUACAUAAAGAAGCAGCUGAGCCAUCAGUUGAUUGUGGAUUAAAUUGCGUGCAGCAAUUGGCAGGCAGCUAUGAUAACGAAUUUGGCGGAUUUACAGACGCCCCAAAGUUUCCCCAGCCAGUUAAUUUGAACUUUCUAUUUCACGCCUACUCGAGGGAUCCGUCAAGCGAAUCUGGCAAGGAAUGCUUGAAUAUGUGUUUAACUACUCUUACCAAAAUGGCUAAUGGAGGGAUUCAUGAUCACAUUGGUCAGGGGUUCUCACGAUACUCUGUAGAUGGUAAAUGGCAUGUACCACAUUUUGAGAAAAUGUUAUAUGAUCAAGCUCAACUUCUACGGUCCUAUGCAGAUGCUUUUGUUAUAACAAAAGAUACUAUAUUUGCUGAUAUUGUCGACGACAUUGUCACAUAUGUUACCCGAGAUCUGCGUCACCAGGCAGGUGGAUUCUAUAAUGCAGAGGAUGCAGAUUCGUUACCUUCUCACGAUUCUCGGGAAAAAAAAGAAGGUGCAUUUUACGUGUGGACUUACGGAGAUAUAAAAAGUCUCCUUGGGAAACCCAUUCCCGGAAAAAAAGACUUGGAAUUAUCGGAUCUAUUUGCUUUUCACUACAAUGUUAAGCCUGAGGGGAAUGUUGGUCAUUUGCAAGAUCCUCACGGAGAGCUGAAGGGACAGAAUGUACUGAUAGCCUACGGCAGUUUGGCCGAGACUGCCGAGCAUUUUGAUUUAAGCUUCGAAGAUGUGAAUAAUUAUUUGCAAAAGGCUCGUGAAAUAUUGUACCAAGUCAGAUUGAAGAGGCCCAGGCCUCAUCUGGACGACAAGAUAGUUACAUCAUGGAAUGGAUUAAUAAUCAGCGGAUUGUCAAGAGCUGGUUUUGCAUUGAACAACAAGAAUUACAUAGAGUUUGCUGUGAAGGCGGCUGCCUUUGUUGAACGUUACUUAUUUGACGCGGAGAACGGCUUGUUAUUACGUAGCUGUUACAAUGGGGGAGGAGGUACAAUUACUCAAACGAGUGUACCGAUAAAUGGAUUUCACGGUGAUUACUCUUUCAUGGUCCAAGGGUUGCUCGAUUUAUACGAAGCAACGCUGGACACGCACUGGCUUGAAUUUGCUGAAAAAUUGCAGGAUAUACAGGACAAUUUGUUCUGGGAUCCUGUAGCUGGCGGUUAUUUUGCUACAACCGAGGAAGAUCGCACAGCAAUUCUAAGGCUUAAAGAUGAUCACGACGGAGCCGAACCGUCAAGUAAUUCUAUAGCGUGCAGAAAUUUGUUACGAUUGAACGCCUACCUCGAUCAUGCGGAGUUCAACGAUAAAUCUUCCAAAAUACUAAUUGCAUCCAGAGAAUCUCUUACGCGUGUUCCCGCUGCUCUACCGGAACUCGUGUCUGCUCUGCUACAUUACCACGAUUCAAUGACGCAGAUCUACGUGGUUGGUAAAAAGGACGCUGCAGAUACGACACUGCUAUUGAAUGUUAUUCGUGAGAAAUUUGUUCCCGGACGGGUACUACUCUUAGUUGAUCACCAAGAUCCGGAGAAUAUUUUAUUUCGCAAAAGCAAAGUUAUCCUCAACAUGAAGUCUCUCAACAAUAGAGCAACGGUCUACGUAUGUCAUCGUCACGUUUGUUCGCUACCAGUUACAGAACCGGAUCAGCUUGCCAGGCUUCUUGACGCAAAACCAUAGAUCAACAAUCCGCAGGGAAUUGGUAAUUGAUUAGGAAAUUAUUUGUUAGUUGAGGGAAUUUGCGGAUUACAUUGCAUGCUCGGUAGUUUUGCACGUGCGAAAAUUUAAAGCAGCUAAGGUUCGAGCGUUUAAAGACUUGAACUUCGUGUAUACAUAUGCGUAUAACGUUUCCGAUUAGAACAUGGUCAAGACGUGGUGGUUUAUACGGUUCUAAAAUUAGGGUGCUUCAACGGGCGCCGUUGCGAUGCGCUACAAUUUUGUUUAUAUGACUGCCUCUAGGAAAAUAUUUUGGGCUUCGUAUCAUCUUAUGGAUUGCUGCUGGCCGAUGCCGCUGCCGAUCCUCGCAAUAACAUUACGUCUAACGGAAGAAAAUGCUUCGGAGAAUUUUCCGAAUUUACGUGGGAACGAUGAAAAGUUGGAAUUUUACGUGACGGACGACGAUUCCGGUACAGGAUAUGAAUAGCAUUCUUCGAGUCGCGGAAUGCAACGUCCGUCGCUCCGAGAAGUCGUUUCAGAUCAGAGUGUAGGAAAGAAAUUUUUCUCCAAAAGCCAAGACCCUGAGAUUUAACGUAACUUGAGCUUAAUGUGAAAUAUUAUUAUCAAAGCGCGUGAUAAAAAUUCUCAAUCCAAACGAUCGGAUUAACUCUAUAAAAGAAAUACCACCGCGACUUAAUUUCUAGCGUGACGUAAUGCAGAAACUGUUCUUAGACACGUUUUAUUGCGGAAUAAAUUAUUUUCACAUCAACAAUACGGUGUGUAAACUGGG
Messenger RNA from Neodiprion virginianus, 3457 nucleotides. Its product is annotated as spermatogenesis-associated protein 20. The record is from RefSeq and is a predicted model, not a curated record. NCBI's taxonomy places the organism in Eukaryota, Metazoa, Arthropoda, Insecta, Hymenoptera, Diprionidae. The coding region runs from base 286 to 2691 and encodes 801 amino acids. Gene Ontology annotation, biological process: carbohydrate metabolic process. The transcript has 13 exons.